This is a messenger RNA of Mytilus trossulus (common blue mussel), 1712 nucleotides long. RefSeq names its product matrilin-4-like. The record is from RefSeq and is a predicted model, not a curated record. The transcript is spliced from 10 exons. The coding region runs from base 39 to 1532 and encodes 497 amino acids. NCBI's taxonomy places the organism in Eukaryota, Metazoa, Mollusca, Bivalvia, Mytilida, Mytilidae.
UAAAAGUAUAGUAUUGAACUCCUUUUGGUCAGACAACCAUGUCUUUAAUUCCCGUCUGGUUGGUGACUCUGUUCGUUGUCUGCAGUGCAACUACAAUACCUACUACAGUUGAUGGUCAAUGUGACUGCAAAAAGAUUCAAGGCAUAAAGGAUGAAGUGACUCGAUUAAACGCGGCAAUUACCUUGGCAGAAAGAACGUGUAAAUCUAAAGCAGUGGAUUGCAGCUGGUCUGAUUACGGUCCUUGGACGGAUUGUACCAAAACAUGUAGUGGAGGAACAAGAUCCAGAAAUAGAACAUGUGCCAACCCUGUCUGUAGUGGGAGUGCUAUACAAAUAGAGGCGUGUAACACGGAUCCUUGUCCAGUAUGUAGUGCUAAAGCCGACGUCGUCUUCCUAUUGGACUCUUCUGGAAGUGUUGGAGCCACAAACUUCAAGAAAAUGUUAAAAUUCAUGCAAGGAGUUGCGAGCAAAUUUAGCGUUGGUUUAAACAAUAUCCAGGUUGGCGUUGAUACAUUCCAAAGUACUGUAAAAAGUGAAUUCAAGUUGAACCAGUUCCUCGACAAAAAUGAUCUUAUAACUGCAAUUGGAAAUAUUGUUUACAAAACUGGCGGAACUAACACGGGUCCAGCCAUUAAGUUUAUGACGACUUACAGUUUCAGUACAGCAGCAGGUCAUAGGACGGGUGUUCCUAAGAUUGGUAUUGUUAUCACUGAUGGAAAAUCAGGUGACCAGGCUAACACUUUGGCGGAGUCUAAGAAAGCACGUGCAAGUGGUAUACAGCUCAUUGCUAUUGGCGUUGGGGAUGGUAUAAAUACCAUAGAAUUAGAAGGCAUCGCCAACAAACCAAAAACCGAAUAUGUGUACAAUGUAAAAAACUUCGAUGUGCUAAACAUAUUGCAAGCGUCACUGUCUGCAAGGACUUGUAAAGUGGAUGGUGGCUGGUCUAUUAACGAUCCAUGGUCAGCUUGUACCAAGACAUGUGGCGACGGAACAAGAACUAGAACUAGAACAUGUACCAAUCCUUCUCCUUCAAAAGGUGGUGCUCCAUGCAAUGGAAGUGCUAUACAAUCAGAAGCAUGUAAUAUAAACCCUUGUCCAGCUUGUCCGUCGGGCUGGACUAUGUAUGGAUCUAGCUGUUACUUCUUUAGUCACACUUCGGAAACAUGGACUGACGCCGUUAGUAUUUGCCAAACAAAAAAUAGUAUCCUUGCAGAAAUUGGAUCUUCUGGUGAAAAUAGAUUCUUGAAGAAUACGGCAUCUAAUUAUGGAGGAGUUUUUUGGCUCGGGGGAACAGAUAGUGCAAGUGAAGGAAACUGGUAUUGGUGGACCAGUGGUAAGAGAUUCAGUGUAACUGAUUGGGGUAGUUCUACUAAAAACGGAGGAUGGUGGUCGUCUAAGAAGGUCACUGUUAAAGAACCAAAUAACCUUGACGGCAAGGAACAUUGUCUUGAAUUUGGAUUUGGUUUAAAAUGGAACGAUAACGGUUGCUGGAAGAGUUUUAAAUAUAUUUGCGAAAAGCAGAAGCAGGUUUAAAACAAGAACAACAAACAAACAAAAAGGAUGACCGAAAGAAAAAUUUCUAAAUGGACGACUGAACAUGCGGAAGGAGUUUUCCUAGCAAUUUCUGUACUGUUUACUGAUAUAUACUUUGAAAUAUAGCAACUGACUUCUUUCCUUCACUAAAAUAUUCUUAAAAUAAAAAUUGUAAACUAA